This is a messenger RNA of Megalobrama amblycephala (Wuchang bream), 9383 nucleotides long. RefSeq names its product membrane associated guanylate kinase, WW and PDZ domain containing 2a (gene magi2a). The transcript is spliced from 23 exons. Gene Ontology annotation, cellular component: dendrite; cytoplasm. Gene Ontology annotation, molecular function: SMAD binding; beta-1 adrenergic receptor binding; type II activin receptor binding. Lineage: Eukaryota; Metazoa; Chordata; Actinopteri; Cypriniformes; Xenocyprididae. The record is from RefSeq and is a predicted model, not a curated record. The coding region runs from base 989 to 5623 and encodes 1544 amino acids. Gene Ontology annotation, biological process: signal transduction; receptor clustering.
GAACUUUGGUCCAUAUUGUCAUUAAUAUUUCUACUGUCUUUGUGAAUCACUUUCUUAUCAGAGAUAUAUUAAAGUGUCUCCUAUCUAAAAACUGUGAUCCUUCUGAAUACAGCAGAAAAUAAUUGUAUAACUUUCUCCCAAACUGAGUUUCAUUAUGCAUUUUCUCCAGGAGGCGGCACAGCAGUCGUUUAUAAUGGAAAAAUCGCUCCGGGCUGACGAAAUGAUGAAAGUUCCGUUACUUUCUUUCUCUCCUCUUUUCCUUUCUUUUCUCUUCUCUUCUCUAGCGGGAAGCGUCUCUUCUCUCCUCCUCCACACAUCACAUCCGGCUCAGUUUCCCGAGCAAUUUGGACUCAGUUACAGUGCAGCGUUAUGAAGUCCGAUUCAUGUAAGCGAAUCGAUUCGAGCGGACGGUUCGUUUCAAUGACUAGACUCACUGAUUCAUUUGAUUUGCCGCCUGAAAUUGUUUGUAGAAAACUCGUUGUGGCAUUUUGAAGUGUAGAAAGUGUCAACAAACUGUUCAGAAACAAUUUACCGAAUAAUUCUAGAUCCCUUAGGUAUGUAGCACGCAUUAAUUAGCUUAUUAGCCUAUUUUUGUAGGUUUUUCAUGAAAUUAUAAUGUUUAUUAACUGUGUUUUUGUUUACGUUACUUAACCGGUGUCAAAAUUUGCUUAAGUUAGGCUUCUAUCAUGUUACUUACCUUACAAUUUUACUCCUAAAGUUGACCAAAUAGCCGAGUGAUUCACAAACGCUUCGCGAGUUGGUUCGGACGAAUCAUAAAAAAGAACCGGUUCAAAUGAACGGCUCAUUCGCGAAUGAGUCGGACAUCACUGUUACAGUGAGUGUAGCAGUUUUAAGAGGCUGCUGUGGAUCUGCUGCUGAUAUGGAGACUCUUCCCAUCCACAGACACUGAUCGUGCAACUUUAGUGAGCCGACUGGACGGAUUACGCACUUUCAUGGCUGCUCUCCUGUCACAUUAACAACUCCAAACAUGUCCAAAAGCCUGAAGAAGAAAAGUCACUGGACUAACAGAGUUCACGAGAUAGUGUUGUCCAGGGGUCCGAGCGGUGAUCUUGGGUUCAAGCUGCAGGGAGGCGCGGAGAAUGGACAGUUCCCCGUUAUUGGAGAGGUGAAACCGGACAGGGGCAAACUGCACCAGGAUGAUUUACUUCUGGAGGUGAAUGAUAUUCCAGUGGCCGGACUGACCAUCAGGGAUGUGUGGGCUGUGGUCAGGCACUGCAAAGACCCUGUCCGACUAAAGUGUGUCAAACAAGGAGGUGUUGUGGAUAAAGAUCUCAGGCAGUAUCUCAACCUGCGUUUCCAGAAGGGCUCUUUGGACCACGAGCUGCAACAAAUUAUUCGGGACAACCUCUAUCUUCGUACAGUACCCUGUACAACCAGGCAGCCUAAAGAAGGAGAGGUUCCGGGAGUAGACUACAACUUUGUGACCGUAGAGCGGUUUGUGGAAUUGGAGAAAAGUGGAGCUUUGCUGGAAAGUGGAACUUAUGAAGAUAACUAUUACGGCACCCCGAAGCCCCCGGCAGAGCCCAGCCCACUGCUGCUGAAUGUAGCUGAGCAGCUGUUGCCAGGCGCCACACCCAGAUCACAGGGCAAACGCAGACGUAACAAGUCCGUCAGCAACAUGGAGAAGGCUGGCAUCGAGCCACCUGAGGAGGAAGAGGAGGAGAGGCCCGUCAUCAACGGCAACGGAGUCGCCAUCACCCCAGAGUCCAGUGAACAUGAAGACAAGAGUACGGAUGCCUCAGGAGAGAUGCCCACCACAUGCCCCUCUGAAACCUCCACAGAUGCCCCUAAAGAAGAGACAGAACCACCAAAAUCGCCUCCCAAACUGGAUGAGAAUGACGAGCUGGGUCCUCUGCCAGAUAACUGGGAGAUGGCUUACACUGAAAAAGGAGAAGUGUACUUCAUUGACCACAAUACGAAGACGACAUCGUGGUUGGACCCCCGGCUUGCGAAGAAAGCGAAGCCCCCUGAAGAAUGCAAAGAGAACGAGCUUCCUUAUGGCUGGGAGAAAAUCGAUGACCCUAUUUAUGGAACCUACUAUGUUGAUCACAUAAACCGAAGGACUCAGUUUGAGAACCCAGUUUUAGAGGCCAAGAGAAGACUGCAACAGCAGCAGCAGAUGCAGAGUCAGGGCUUGUCCUCUCUUCCCCUACCUACAGUCUACAGAGUGGAGGAGAGCCCCUCCUCUGCCACCCUACCAAGGGCCAGACUGGCAUAUGUGGGUCCCGCACCCGAGCGCUCUCACAGUCUCACUGACCUGUCCGAGGCACCCCUGUACCGGGCCGGUGUGUUUGGACUUCAUGAGAAGCCUCUGUUCACGCGGGACCCUACGCAGCUGAAGGGCAGCUUUCUGUCUACAGCCCUGCAGAAAAGCAACAUGGGAUUUGGCUUCACUAUCAUCGGCGGUGAUGAACCGGAUGAGUUUCUACAGGUCAAAAGUGUCAUACCGGACGGGCCUGCUGCACAGGAUGGGAAAAUGGCUACAGGAGACGUGAUCGUCUACAUUAAUGACGUCUGCGUCCUGGGCACCACCCACGCUGAUGUGGUGAAGCUUUUCCAGUCUGUGCCAAUCGGACAAAGCGUAACCCUCGUCCUUUGCAGGGGCUACCCUCUUCCUUAUGACCCGGAGGACGCAGCCAGCACCUUGCUAUCCCCCCUCGGCCUCAUCGAGCGCCCUCUGCUGGUCAACGGGCGGAAUAGCUAUGACAGCUACAUGGAGUACAUCUCCCGCACCGCUCGCUUUAUCGACCCCCUCCAAACUACGUUGCCACAGCCCCACCCUGGAGACACCCACCUGGACGCCGGACCGCUGGAGGACAGCGUCUCAAUGGCAUCGUCAGGAGCGGCCGGUGGAGAGCUGCUAACGGUUACCAUGGUGAAAGGUGCAGAUGGGUUUGGAUUCACCAUAGCAGACAGUAAUGGAGGACAGAGGGUGAAGCAGAUUCUGGAGGCACAGGGAUGCCCGGGGCUGUGUGAGGGCGAUCUGAUUGUGGAAAUUAACCAGCAACCCGCACUAACCCUGCCACACACGCAGGUGGUGGAGCUGCUAAAAGAGUGUCCUGUUGGGGCAGAGGCCACGUUGGUGGUACAGAGAGGAGGGACAGGUCACUUUUCACCUUGGAAGACCUCUAAACAGGUCUUGGAACAUUGGGAUCCUCACAGCAGUCCCACAACCAGUCUAUCUGUCCAUGCUCUCCCUCACAGCACUCCAUAUCUGCACUGGCCCUCAGGUCCAGAGUUUGACUUGACCAAACCUGACCCCUAUGACCUGUAUGAGAAGUCCAGGGCUAUCUAUGAGAAUAGGCAGCCAGGGCUUCCUCGAGCAGCCAUCCCAGCUGACCUCUCCGCAUCAGAGUUCCAGGAGGUGGAGGUGCACCUGCGCAGACAGAAGUCUGGUUUCGGCUUUAGGAUCCUGGGCGGAGAGGAACCAGGACAGCCUGUGAGUCCGGAGGCUCAGGAGAAGAUCCUGAUUGGUGCAAUCAUCGAGAAGAGCCCAGCAGAUAAAGACGGUCGUCUCCGGCCAGGAGAUGAGCUGAUGUCAGUCGAUGGAAUCCCUGUGGCUGGAAAACCCCACCGUUACGUCAUUGACCUCAUGCAUGGGGCGGCCCGGACUGGGCAGGUUAAACUCACUGUACGACGGAGAGUUCAGCCCACAGGUGAACCCUUUCCAGAAAACGGCCGCAGUCCUGGAUCUACCCAGCACAGUUCCCCCAGGAGUGACUUCAACUCCAGAAUCUUCUGUAACAACUCCGCCCCCUCACAAAACUCCGCCCCAUCCACCACAGGCUCCUCCCCACCAGACACAGUAGCCAAUCAGAACCUGCAGCCCAGCGAUGUCACCAUCCAGCGCAAGGAGAGCGAAGGGUUUGGAUUCGUUAUUAUCAGUUCACUGAACAGGCCUGAAACCGUGGCUGCUGCUGCCGUGCCUCAUAAGAUUGGCCGCAUCAUUGAGGGAAGUCCAGCAGACCACUGUGGGAAGCUCAAGGUUGGAGAUCGUAUACUGGCCGUCAACAACCAGUCUAUUGUCAACAUGCCGCACGCCGACAUCGUCAAACUGAUCAAGGACGCAGGACUCACCGUCACACUCAGGAUCAUCCCUCAGGAGGAGACGAACAGCACGCCUUCUGCCGGCAGCUCAGAGAAGCAGAGCCCUAUGGCCCAGCCCAGUCCAGUUUGCCAACCCAGCACUGUGAACCAGACCGGUGCUGCCCCUCUACCCAACUCCAACCUUCAAACCAACUCUGCACCUCAACCCAGCCCCAAAUCGCAGCCUAGUUCAGAAGCACAACCGAGCCCUGUCACUCAAACCAGCCCAGCCAAUCAGCCCAGCUCAGUGACCCAACAGAACCUGCCCACCCAGCCCUCCGCAGUGCCAGUACAGAUCUACAGCCACGACAGCAGCUACAGGUCGGAGGUGAAAGCGAGACAGGAUGUAAAACCCGAUAUUCGGCAGCCGUUCACUGAUUACCGCCAACCCCCUGUGGACUACCGACACCCCCCUGUAGCAGAUUACCGACAGCCGCCAACGCUCGAUUAUAGACACCCCCCACUGCUGGACUACAGACAGCUGUCCACUGACCCUCGCACCUUUCCCUUACCGGACUACAGGAUGCCACAGGAUUUUGACUUCUUCACAGUUGAGUUGGAAAAGGGUAUGAAAGGUUUUGGCUUUAGUAUCCGUGGAGGUCGCGAGUAUAAGAUGGACCUGUUCGUUCUGCGAUUGGCUGAAGACGGACCAGCCAUACGCAAUGGAAGGAUGAGGGUUGGUGAUCAGAUUAUUGAAAUAAAUGGGGAGAGCACGAGGGAUAUGACCCACGCUCGGGCUAUUGAGCUCAUCAAAUCGGGUGGCCGUAGAGUUCGCCUGCUGCUCAAGAGAGGCACAGGGCAGGUCCCUGAGUAUGCAGAUAGUCCCGCCCCAUGGGAUGCUCACACUACAGCCUCCCCAAGUCUGUCGGAAGUAGCACCACCCCUCGACAGCUUAUCUAAUCCAUCAGCUUCUUCUCAUGUGAACCCACCCACUGACCCACCUCAUACAUUGUCCUUGGAAGCAGCAGGUCCAGACUGUUCCCAGGGUCCUAGAGGCCCAGAGAGUAGGGCUCUGGAGCAGACCAGUGUGGGGAAGAGGUCAGCCAUGGCAGGUGGAGUUGGGGGUGGGACCAAGCAGAGGGAGGGCAGCAGGACCAACCGUCGCUCUAGUGGAGGGAAGGUUCAGCAACAAUACCUUGAUGAACUUGCAGGAGAGCCCAAAUCCCACAAAAGCAGCCGGGCGAAGUCCAAGGAGCGCAGGAGGGAAAGGAGCAACACGCCAUCUCGAAAGCGAGACUCGCCCAAAACUUUACCAACUGACACCAAUAUGAAUGGGGGAAACGGAUGCCUAGAUGGUAGCAACAACCAACAAGGAACUCUGGUGCCAUUCAAAGCCCUACCAAAGGAACCAGAGAAAGGGCAAAUGAGCCAAGAGAGUCGUCCCAGCCACAACUCCAAGACCAGCAGCAGUGCAUCAGGCAGGAAGGCCACAGUAUCCCCAGGGCCCUGGAAGAUCCCUGGUACGGACAAGCUACCUAGUACCCUACGCUCAGCCACCUCCACCAUCAGCAGAUAACAUCUCACCCCAAUCUUAGGCCCAAGUUUAGACCUUACUUUUGGCCUUGACUUCUUUCAGUCAACUCUUGGACCAACAUUGGGCCAUGAUCUGCCUUUUUUGGGACUGGUUGGGCUUGGACUCUGCUUGAUUGCUUUUCACAGGCUUGCUCUACUUAGUAGAGAUCUGUUUUAAAAAUGACUAGGUACCACCCUCCCACAAUCCUCGCUAAAGAACUUUCCAUGCAUUUCUAGACAGAGCAUUUUUUAUUUAUAUUUUAUUCUAAGUUAUUUUAACAGAUAUGACACCCACCACCUUAAGAACUGGAAGCAUUCACUCCAAAAAUGGAACCACGGUAGAAUGAGUGAUGCAUGUAGCGUGCUAAAAGAAACCCAGACUGGUUUUGAACUGUUGGGGAAAAGCACUCAAGACUCAGAGAUGUACAUGCAUAGAAAACCACUUACUGACUCUAAACCACCACUGGUGGCUACAGCAAUUUUUAUACACUUUCAUAAAAAAUGAAGAAUACUGAAGGAGUUACCUGACAUACAGUUUUUGUGUAUUUGAAGAAUGAAUAUGAUUAAAAAGAUUCUAUAUGAGCGGACACUCGACUAUGGAACUCUGCCUUAAAGACUGACCUGCAGAUGUCUGUAUAAGGGUUGGUAAAAUGAAUAUAGAAAUAGAUAUAUUAUAUGACUACAUAUAUGUGAGACAUAUUGUAAAUAUGGUCUUUAUACACCAUUGUGACCCCAUACUGGAGUACUGACAUCAUACACAGUGUAAGUUAGAAGAGUGUAAUCUAGAAUUCAUUCCUACUCAACUUUAAGGUGCGUUCCCACUGACAGCGAUUUAAACUCAAGUGGUUGCUAUAGGUGUUCCUACUCAACUCAAUAUCGAACUGUAAAAGGAUACAGAUCACAUGACCUUCACUGACAUUGGUAGUUGCCACCUCCAGUUCAAGAUCUCAAUGGCAACGGCCGCUUGUGUCACUUAAAAUCGCCAACCCUCAUUGAUGAUUAAUGACUUGCUGAAAAUUGCUAUCAGUGUGAGCACCUCUUGAGACCACUGAUUGGUCAGUUGCUCUUUCUGAAAGGAGCCAUUGGGCUUUGACCUUCUCUUGGUUCAAUCUAUUCUCCCUUUACUUGACUACAUGAACAAAGCAAUUUGAAGGAGCCCAAGGUUUCAAUGAAAUAUAGAAAGUUUUGAUUAGGGCAGAGUGCCUUAUGCCAGGAGUGUCCAAUCCUGGAGAGCCACUGUCCUGCAGUUUAACUCCAAUCCUAAUUAAACACACCUGACCUGCUAAUCAAGGUAUUCGGAAUUACUAGAAAUGUCCAGGUAAGUGUUUUGGGCCAGGUAGAGAUAAAAUAUUCCAGUGGGCCAGUGUUUUGAGAUAAAAUAUUCAGUACAUUGGCUCUCCAGGAGCAGGAUUGGACACACCUGCCUUAUGCCAACCACUUUAUUUGAGCUCCGAAUCCUAGGAAACGACAUCAAGACAAAAAAAAAAAAAAAAAUGCAGGGUGCUAUAAAUUAAUUUGACCAGUUCUGUUGAAACUGUGCAACAGUAACACCAGAAAUGAAUAAGUAUGUUGCUGUAUCCCUAUCUCUGAAUGCUGAUUGGUGUCUAGAUCAACUGAGAGGCUGGUUUAUGUCCACAGUAUAGAUAUAUCAAUAUAAAAUUGAAAGCUAUUUUCGUACAUAGAUAGAAAUAGAGUUGGCAGUCUUCUAAGAGAAGUGCAGAUAUUUAUUAAUGAUAUCUCUGAGAGGAGUUCAAAUGUUUGUUGAGCACUUUGUCUUUAAAUAGACAUAUAUACAUAUAGAAUGCAGUACUGUUAAGAGUAAAUGCUGUGCAUCCAUGAUAUUCAUUGAAUAUUUCUGAGGAAGUUAAUUCUCAAAAUCCUGCUAUAAAGAUUUGUUUAUUAACAUACCAGUAUAAAAUAUUGUGUGAUGGUAAGUCUCUUUCACAUGAUUCACGUCAGGGCUUCAACUCACCUCUCAACAUGCUUGUUGUGAAAACAUCAUGCUCUUUGCACUCUUUACAAAAGGGUGAUUUUUACAAGCUUGCUAAUAGCAAAUUGUGAGAGCAAAUGAAAAUGGUGACCAAUGCUAUUUUGUCAUGUGUUGUUUUUUCCGAAUGUCAUUAUCUACCUUUGACGCUGUGCUGGGGAUACUGUAACUUCAUGUAUUCUAUAUACACAUGGUCUCUCAAUCUCUACUAGCUUAGCUAGAAAGCUAAGAUGUUAUCUUGCUAAGCGAAGGCUAACUGAAAACUCAAAGAAACCAUUAAAAGGUCUCAGCCAAUGGAAUUUAUGUAGGGUUUCUUUGGCUACGCUUUGAAAUGACAACAGUAAAUGGGGUCAAAGUUGAAAUAUGAGAAUAGGAAAAUCCACAUCAAAACAGAGGAGCGAUAGGCCUAUCAUUGGAAUCACUUUCAGAACUUUUUUUUUUUUUUUCCAGCUGAUGAAUGAUAAAUACAUUGACAGCCAAUCAGAAUCCACCUGACUUUAAAGAGCUCAAGCAAUUUAAAGCAGUGGAUGACAAAACUGUAGUGUGUGCUUAUAAUAUUAAAAAAAAAAAAAAACGUUAUUGUCCGUUGGUGUGGAAUUGCUGUGUGCAUCAAUGUAGCAUAGUUUAUUGCUAUAGUUAUCUUUAGUUCUUGGCGUGAAUGAGACUUGAUACUCUAGCUCAGGGAUGGGAUACCUAGAGGGCCACUGUCCUGCAGAGUUUAGCUCCAAUCCUGAUAAAAACUCAACUGCCUUUAGCUUUCUAGUGAUCCUGAAGACAUUAGCUUGUUCAGGUUUCUUUGAUUAGGAUUGAAGCUAAACUCUGCAGUGUCCCUCCAGGACCGAAGUUGCCCAUCCCUGCUCUAACUUGAUCCAUAGAAUUUAAUGGACUGGGGAACGUUGAUGCGAGUCAUGUGAAAGGGCACUUAAUACCUGGCUUUAAAAUGUAAUCAGGAAUGUUAUAGUGUAACCGAACAAACUUUAGGUUACAUAUGGGCCUCAUUAUACAUUCUUAUCCUGCAGUGUAUUUGAAUAUUUCGCAUUUUUGUGAGUUAUGUUGCCAUUAAUGUCACUGUCAUUAAUAAAUACACCAUUUCAGCAUUACUUUAAGGUGGAAUGGGUAAUUUCUGUGCAACUGGAUGAUUUGGCAUCAAACAAAACUACAAAACUGGGCUAACAAAAUAGCAUUGGCUCAACCAAUUGCAUGAUUUUGAGGGAGUAUCUUCAUUGUUCAACCAAUUUUAUGACACAGAAAUCACACACCCAAUGGUGCUUCAUUAUGUAUUUUUCCUGCAAUACUGUCAAACAUUUUGUACAACUACUCACUUCUUUUAUAAUUUUAUUAAUUUUAAUAAUUAUAUACAUGUCAACUCCGCUUCCCAUCUAAAAGGACCCCAGAGAAGACCUCAUCCGUUCUAUCCAUUGUCAUAAUAUCGUCUCUACAAUAUUCAUCUCCCACAGUCAUAAAGCGAUGACUGGUUCCACUGAUGCUCUUUGACAACUGUUGUGGAUGACAAGGAGAGCUGACAAUGAUCUAGUCAUUACAAGAUAGUGCUAACAAUUCUCUGAUAAAGACAAAUUAAUUGAAGCACUCCAAAAGCGAGCGUGCCUCAGUGGCUAUUAAUUUCUGAGUGAUACAACCUUAGAAAUCCCAGACAGACAUUGUCAAAGCAAAUGUAUUUUCCAUAGAGUACCAGCAAAGAUUGUGCGUGCAUAAGAAUGAGCUGGAUCACUACAAACGCUUUAAAAUCUCUCCCUAGUGUUAGACAGGAGCUUGGUUU